AUGGCGGCUCUAGAAAGCAAUCCAUCUUGGAUCGAAUGUGUGUCCACCAACAGCUCAACUCUUGUAGUCAAUGGCACACUCACGGUGGACGAUGGAGGGCGCGUUAACCACGGGCGCUGGCUCAUGAUCGUUGUGGCGAUUGGUUUGCUGGCUAAUUUCGCCUUCUUACUCGUUGUGGCUCGGUGUGAAUCCAUGCGUAACGUCACCAAUGUCUACCUGGCCAAUCUGGCUAUUGCUGACAUCAUCGUCUUGAUUGUGUGCGCAAUUCCCCUCCCUCGUUACUGCGUUGUCGUGUAUUUGGAGCGCAUCAUCACUUCAGAGAAAUGUGAGGUGUAUGGCGUAACAUCACCCAACAAUCCUCUUAUCGAGAGCUGCAACAAGACACACGGGUUCAAUCCUUCCCCAUCUCUGAGUGACGUCUUCAAAGUCCUACCCUUCGUCUUGUGUCUCUCCAUGAAUUGUUGGCUGUACGCGCGCAUCGUCAAAAACCUCAGAAAUCGAUUUGUGCAUCGCAUGAAUCGCCCCAACCAGCAGGUACCGGAGUGGAUCAGGAAGAUCCACCAAUCACGGGUCCGUAUCACCAGGAUGCUUGCUCUCAACAGCUUCAUUUUCCUCCUCUGCAACACGCCUAGGUGUGUGACCACAAUCAGUGGUUACAUCCACGACACCCUGGGGGAGCCUCGCUGGGACGCGGACCAGAAGGUCCAAAUGUUCUCCAGCAUGCUCCUCCUCGUCAACUCCAGUAUAAACCCUCUCAUCUACAACUUGACCAACAAGCAGUACAGACAGGCUUUCCGUCAGGUCUUCCUGCCGUCUUGUCGCUCAGCGUCUCGGCCAAGUCAGACAACGCCCACCGUUUUCCACCUGCAGAUUUCUUCUGACUGA
Messenger RNA from Patiria miniata (bat star), 885 nucleotides. RefSeq names its product thyrotropin-releasing hormone receptor-like. Bases 1 to 885 code for a protein of 294 amino acids. The transcript has 2 exons. Gene Ontology annotation, molecular function: G protein-coupled receptor activity. The record is from RefSeq and is a predicted model, not a curated record. Gene Ontology annotation, cellular component: membrane. NCBI's taxonomy places the organism in Eukaryota, Metazoa, Echinodermata, Asteroidea, Valvatida, Asterinidae. Gene Ontology annotation, biological process: G protein-coupled receptor signaling pathway.